AAUAACCAAGAAGUUAAUAAAUUAUUAAUUAGCAAAUCAUGACUUAUGAUUUAUUUUAACUGAAAUAAUAAUUCCUUACUGCGUAUCUCUUUUUACUACAACCUAUUUAUAUAAUAGUUUUAUUCAUCUUUGUCAUUUUAAUAUAAUUAUAGUGUAUCAUAUAAGUAAGAAAUUUCUUCCAUAAUUCAAGUUAUGGCUAGCUAUUUUGACGAACUUCACGUUGAUGAAGAUGAAAUGCCUGCUGCUCGUUCAGAGCGGUUAACAAGAGAAACGUUUAGAAUGCUUUUCGAUCACGAUCCAGCACGAUACGGUGACAUAAUCACUUUUCAAAACACACCUCCUGCAUCUAAAUCAGAAAUAGUAAAACUUAGUGCUCCUUCAUUUGAGGAACUAAUAGAUGAACAAUGUCGAAUCUGUUUAUGUCAGUAUCAACUGAAUGAAAAAGCAUUAAAUAUGCCAUGCAAUCAUAAUUUUCACGAAAACUGUCUCAAAACAUGGCUGGAAAAAAGUAAUUUUUGUCCAUUAUGUAAGUUUGAAUUAAAGACUGAUAACGAAAUGUACGAAUUGUAUAAGCAAGAGUUAAAAAAUCGACAAACAAGAGAAAAUAACAUUGCCCAACUUCAUAAUUCUAUGUUCUCAUAAAAAUUAUAAAAAUAAUAACCAUUCAUAAGGUGUAUAAUAUAGAUACUUACUUUAUAAAUACUUAAUG
This is a messenger RNA of Melanaphis sacchari, 709 nucleotides long. Its product is annotated as E3 ubiquitin-protein ligase RNF181-like. The coding region runs from base 193 to 642 and encodes 149 amino acids. The record is from RefSeq and is a predicted model, not a curated record. The transcript has 4 exons. Gene Ontology annotation, molecular function: zinc ion binding. Lineage: Eukaryota; Metazoa; Arthropoda; Insecta; Hemiptera; Aphididae.